Molecule: messenger RNA, 882 nt
Organism: Prorocentrum cordatum
Lineage: Eukaryota; Dinophyceae; Prorocentrales; Prorocentraceae
Source: the annotation of a GenBank genome assembly
AUGCAACACCUCCGCCGCGAUCUUGUCGAGACGCCGGGCGUCUGGGUCCUGCAGCCGCCCAUGGCGGGUUCCGCAGGGCCGGCGCCGCGCGCCGCCGGCAGCUUCGGGGGCGGUUCCGGCAGCGCCCGCGCCCGCGGGGCGCGCUGGGCGGACCUGGACGACACCCCCGCGGCGGGCUCCGCGGCCGCGGAUGGCGCAGCGGCGCAGGUGUCCGUGCAGCAACCCAACACCGCGUGCGGCGGCGCCAGCGGCGCCCCCUUCGAGGCGGACAGCGCGCGGUCGACCUCGGCGGCGUCGGAAGCCGGCGCGGAGGAGGUCCGCGAGCGGUGGGCGGACAUCGGCAGCGACGGGGACGCAGGAGCCUGCCGGCGAGGCGGCGGCCGCCCCGCCGCCGCCGGCGAGGCGGCGGCCCCCGCGCGCGAAGGAGGCGAGCGGGAGCUCGUCGUCGGGCGCCGCGUGGCAGCCGCUGGCCCGUCAGGGCGCCCAGCCCGCCGCCGGGGGCUCGGCGAAGGGCUGGGCGGCGAGGGGUGGCCGCGACCGCCGGCGCGGCGCCCCCUGCGGCUGGGGCCAGCCCGCCCGCAGGGGGCCCUGGAAGGCACGGCCCGCUCGGGGGCGGCGGGAGGAAGGAGGGAGCUCGGAAGAGCCCACCUUCCGCGUGGUGCGGAGGCUCCUCGGCCCCCACGGGCAGCACGUGAAGCGCAUCGCCGAGCUCACCGGCGCCAGGCUGCGGCUCCGCGGCCGGGGCUCCGGCUUCCUCGAGGGGCCCGAGCAGCAGGAGAGUCCGCCGACCCGCUCAUGCUUUGCGUCAGCGCCCCCCGCGGCGCGUACGACGCAGCCGUGCGCCUCGUGCGGGAGCGCCUGGAGGACCGACGUGUACGCUGA